AGGCCCCGCCACGCCAGACCGUGGCCCCGUCCCGGGAAGACGGCAGCCAGAGUCGCUCGCGAAGUGUCAGUACGGAGAAAAAUUGAAAGAGAGAGAGAGAUAGAGAGAUUGGAGUAUAAACGAAGACUAUAAUUGAGCUGCUAAAAUUUCCCUCUAGUUCGGUCCCGAAUCGAAUUCUGUACUUCAUCAGCUUCUGAUAGGAACCAUCGAUGUCUCUCCCCAUGAAAGCCGACGUUCAAGGAAGCCUUGUUGGCUCGGAGAUUCAUGGCUUCCAUACAUUACAAGAAUUGGAUGUUACAAACAUCAGGGAGGAAGCAAGCGGAAGAUGGCUUCGCCCAAAUGAAAUUCAUGCAAUUCUAUGUAACUACAAAUAUUUUGUCAUCCACGUCAAGCCAGUGAACUUGCCUACAAGUGGAACCAUUGUACUAUUUAACCGCAAGAUGCUUAGGAAUUUCCGCAAAGAUGGACAUAAUUGGAAGAAAAAAAAGGACGGGAAGACCAUAAAAGAAGCACACGAACACCUAAAAGUUGGUAAUGUAGAAAGGAUACAUGUAUACUAUGCCCAUGGCCUAGAUAACACAACCUUUGUUCGUCGGUGUUAUUGGCUCCUUGAUAAGACUCUUGAACACAUUGUCCUUGUUCAUUACCGUGAAACACAAGAGGUCAAUUUUAGCCCAAUGCAUCUGCAGUUGCAGAGCUCUCCAUCCAUGUCUAUGAAUUCAAAUUCUGGUUCUGUCUCUGACCCAUCAACUCCUUGCCUUUUAUCGGAAGAACUUGAUUCUAGGGAUAAUCAUGGUUAUUCCGUUGACAAAAAUGAACGUUCAGAGCCAAGAGACACUACAACAGCCAUGAAUCAUGAACAACGGCUUCAUGAGAUCAACACGCUCGAGUGGGAUGAACUUCUUGUGACAGACGAGCCUUUCAAACCUUCCAUACCUAAAGGAGACAGAUUUUCAUACUUUGACCAACGGAGCCAAGUCCCAACAAAUGUGGCCAACAAUUUAUUGGGGAACACGCCUUUGUUUAAUAAUCCAGUUGAGCCAAUUGGGAGUGCCUAUAUGCCACUAACAAGUGGUCAAACAAAUUUAAAUGUGGAGAGUAAGGAAUCCAUUCCAAUUACUUCAUUGGACAAUUUGUUAAAUGAUGGAUUGCUGCAAAGCCAGGACAGCUUUGGACGAUGGAUAAAUGAAGUCAUCACCGAGUCUCCUGAUACAGUCAUUGAUCCUGCCAUUGAGCCAUCCAUUUCAUCCAUUCACAAUUCUUUUACCGAUCCAACAUUAAAUCACUGUCAAUCUUCUGUUAUGGAGCAAAUUUUUAACAUAACUGAUAUCUCACCUGCGUGGGCCUUUUCAACAGAAAAAACCAAGAUUCUAAUCACGGGAUAUUUUCACAAUGAGUACUUGCAUCUGGCAAACUCCAAUAUAUUGGUCGUGUGUGGUAAUGCCAGUGUUAAUGCUGAUUUAAUUCAACCUGGAGUUUAUCGAUGUGUGGUACAACCACAUUCAACUGGACUAGUAAAUUUAUUCGUGAGCUUAGAUGGUCAUAAACCUAUCAGUCAAGUUCUGAAUUUCGAGUAUCGUGCACCACUUUUACGAGAGCCUGUAGUUGCUUCAGAACAGAUCCAAAAGUGGGAGGAGUUUCAAGUUCAGAUGCGGCUUGCUCAUCUGUUGUUCUCUACAUCCAGAAGCCUGAGCAUCAUGUCGACUAAAUUGUCACCCACUUCCCUGAACGAGGCCAGGAAAUUUGCUGUCAAAACUUCUGACAUUUCUGACAGUUGGAUUUAUUUGUUGAACUCAAUAAAAGAAAAUAACACUCCAUUUCCUCAAGCAAGAGCCUGUGUUCUUGAGAUCAUUUUGAAAAGUAGGUUAAGGGAAUGGCUGAUAGAAAGAGUUGCUGAAGGCUCAAAGAAAAGCACUGAUUUCGAUAUAAAAGGUCAGGGAGUAAUCCAUUUGUGUGCCAUCUUGGGAUAUACCUGGGCUAUACAUCUAUUUGCCUGGUCUGGUUUAUCAAUAAAUUUUCGAGAUAAAUUCGGAUGGACAGCUCUUCACUGGGCAGCUUAUUAUGGAAGGGAGAAAAUGGUAGCUGUUCUUUUGUCAGUUGGGGCAAAACCAAACUUGGUCACUGAUCCCUCAUCAAAGAACCCUCUGGGAUACAUAGCUGCAGAUCUUGCAUCUUUGAAUGGUUAUGAUGGCUUAGCUGCUUAUCUUUCUGAAAAGGCUUUGGUGUCACAUUUUAAUGAUAUGAGCUUGGCUGGAAAUGUUCGUGGUUCAUUGGAAACUAGUACAAUGACCGAUGCCACUAACUCGGAUAGCAUCAGUGAGGAGCAGAUGUAUAUGAAAGAAACAUUGGCAGCUUACCGAACAGCUGCUGAUGCAGCAGCGCGCAUACAAACUGCAUUCCGUGAGAAUUCUUUAAAGCAAAGGACUCAAGCAAUUGAAUUCUCCACCCCAGAAGAUGAAGCACGGGGUAUUGUUGCAGCCAUGAAGAUUCAACAUGCUUACCGCAACUUUGAGUCACGAAAAAGAAUGGCAGCUGCAGCUCGUAUUCAAUACAGAUUCCGCACUUGGAAGAUCCGCAAAGAGUUCCUUAAUAUGCGUCGUCAUGCUAUUAGGAUUCAAGCUGCAUUUAGAGGCUUCCAAAUGCGGAGGCAGUAUCGCAAGAUUUUAUGGUCGGUAGGCGUAAUCGAUAAAGCCAUACUGCGCUGGCGUCUUAAGAGGAAAGGUUUUCGUGGGCUUCAAGUUGCACCUGCUGAAGUGACAGAACAGCAGGAAAUUGGCGUAGAAGAGGACUUCUACCACGUGUCCCAAAAACAAGCAGAAGAACGAGUAGAGAAAGCUGUUGUACGGGUUCAGGCUCUGUUUCGAUCAAAGAAAGCUCAAGAGGAGUAUCGAAGGAUGAAGUUAACCUACAAUGAAGCAGCGCUGGAAUAUGAAGAACUUUCACAUCCUGAUAUGAAUUUGAGUAGCUGAAAGCACAAGUUUGUGAAGAUUUCUAUGACUGUGGUAGUGAUUAACAGUCUACACUAUAAAUGGUUGAAGUCAGUAGUUUCCUUAGCUUAGGCCAACACGAGGAACAUCUGGUACCAAUACUUGAUAGUCAAAGAUGGGCGCCUUUGAGUUUGGCUCUUUAUUGUGGCAACAAGUUUAGUGGCCAAUGAACUUCUUAGGUUGGGGAAGGAAGAUAAAGCCCUUAGUGCCAAAGCAAAUGUUAUUGGUACCAGAUGCUUAUCUUGCUUGUACUUGUAAGUAUAUGGAUAGUUCAGUC
Messenger RNA from Cucurbita moschata (crookneck pumpkin), 3264 nucleotides. RefSeq names its product calmodulin-binding transcription activator 5. Gene Ontology annotation, cellular component: nucleus. The transcript has 14 exons. NCBI's taxonomy places the organism in Eukaryota, Viridiplantae, Streptophyta, Magnoliopsida, Cucurbitales, Cucurbitaceae. Gene Ontology annotation, biological process: regulation of transcription by RNA polymerase II. The record is from RefSeq and is a predicted model, not a curated record. Gene Ontology annotation, molecular function: transcription coregulator activity; double-stranded DNA binding; protein binding. The coding region runs from base 210 to 2969 and encodes 919 amino acids.